GUUCCAAAUAAACAAUGUACGACAGGUGGUGUGUUAUGAAUAAAACGUACCUUCUGAAUGACUCGGAGUGAUUGGACCGGCAUCAAACCUGGUAAGUAGCAGCUAACAGGUCUCAGGUCAUGAAAAGACAAGAAGAAGCUAACAGGGCGACACCUUCCUCGUCUGGACAGGAGGACUUUGACUUGGACUUGGACAUGAACAUGGUGGCCAUCGUCAGAUGAUGAAAGUGGUCUCAUCCCGGAUGUCGUGAAGAAGUGAAACCGGAGUUUCAGCUUUCAUAUCCUUUUUGUGUUGGGUCUUCAUCAUGCGACUCUUGUUCAAUGUCGGGGAAACACGACUGACGUCUUCCGAGUGAUCAGCAGUGAUUCAGCCGAAACCAUGAGCUCCUUAGACGGGAAAAAGCUGGCGAUGCUCCUCUGCUGCUUCCUGAUGGUCAGGUGCGGUCAGUCGAGCCAGAAGAAGACCUCCUGCCACAUCCAAGGCAACAAGGCCGACUGCAGCCGCCUCAGCCUCACCGGCGUUCCCACAGACCUUCCGGGGAACAUCACCAGUUUGGACAUGUCCCACAACAGGCUGGACCUGAUCCCACCCUCGUCCAUGGCGCCCUACGCCGGCCUCCUCCACCUGGACGUCAGCUACAACAGCAUCAGCAGGCUGGACGGGGGGCUGUGUCGGACUCUGCCCCUGCUGCAGACCCUCAACGUGGACCACAACCAAGUGUCCGUGAUUGGGGAAGAGGAUGUGAGAGCCUGCGGUAACCUGAGCAGGCUUCUCCUGUCCAGCAACAGACUGAAACUGAAAGGGGAACCCUUCUCUGGAUUACAGCGCCUGAAAUUCCUGGAUGUGUCAAAGAACAACUUGGUCUCGGCUCGGCUCGGCACCAAGCCUCAGUUGGAAGACCUGGAGGAGCUCAGUCUGGGAUUCAACAAGUUCACCACUUUGGCCAAGGAUGACUUUGCCUUCUUAAGCCGUUCCGACGCCCUCAAAGUCCUCAACCUUGCCUCCGCCUCCAUCAAGACGGUGGAGCCGGGCUCCUUCCAACCGAUUUCCCGACUGCACACGUUGAUCAUGGACGGGAGCAACGUGGGCACCACGGUGGUCUCCAAGCUGUGCCUGGAGUUGUCCAGGACGUCCAUCAAGAGCUUGUCCCUGCAGAAGAUGAAGCUGGUCACUCUCACCAAUGGCACCUUCAAAGGUCUGCGGCAAACCAACCUCAGCUUCCUGGAUCUUUCCGGCAACGAGAUGGGCAAGAUUGAAAACGACUCGUUUCAGUGGACUCCAAAACUCCAAACUCUGGUUUUAUCGGAUAACAACAUCAAGCACUUGACCGUGUCCACGUUUGAGGGGCUUCAGGGUUUGAAAAACCUGGUCUUGAUCAAAGCUCUGGUGAAAAGUCACACCUCGUCCACGCCCAUCAUCGACAACUUCUCCUUCCGGCCACUGACAAGUCUGGAGAGGUUGUCUUUGCGGCGGUCUUCUGUACGGGAAAUCACCCAACACACGUUCUCAGGCCUGGAGAGCCUGAAGCACCUCGAUAUGAGCUGGUGCAGUUAUGCAUCGCUAAAAAAUAUCGAUAAAAUGACACUGGUCUCACUUGGCGGCUCUCCUCUCUUGGAGCUCAACCUGACCGCAACGGGAAUCGUCCAGAUUCAAUCCGGAGCCUUUUCCCAUCUGAGGAACCUCACAAGAAUCGCUCUGGAUUUCAAUUUCAUCAAGCAAACCCUGACCGGGAAGGAGCUUGAAGGCCUGGACCAACUCCGAGAACUUAACAUGUCCUUCAACCGCCAGACCAUCGACCUGAACUCCAUGUCGUUUGUUAGCGUACCCAACCUCAGGGUCCUGACGCUAGCAAAAAGCCUCACGGUCACGGCUCUCAACCUGGACCCGUCUCCCUUCAAGCCCCUGUCCAAGAUCACCUACCUGGACCUGAGCAACAACAACAUCGCCAACAUCCGCGCCGAUCUCUUGGACGGACUCGUCAACCUGAAGGUCCUCAAGCUGCAGCACAACAACCUGGCUAAACUGUGGAAGGCCGCAAACCUUGGUGGUCCUGUGCUUUACUUGAAAGGUCUGGAGAACUUGCUAAGUCUUCAGAUGGACAGCAACGGCCUGGAUGAGAUCCCCGCACAGGCACUGGGAGGACUGGAGAACCUCCAGGAACUCAGCCUCAGCAACAAUCUGCUCAACAACCUGAAGGACCCGGUCUUUGAAAGUCUGAAAUCCCUGAAGGUUUUGUACCUCCACAAGAACCUGAUCACAGCUGUAAGACCGGAAGUGUUCCGAACGCCGCUGAGGAACCUCAGCCUGCUCGUGAUGGGCAGGAAUCCCUUUGACUGCACCUGCGAGAGCAUCCUGUGGUUUGUGACGUGGCUGAACAACACCAACACCACCGGCGUUCCGGGUCUCCGGGACCAGUACCUGUGCAACACCCCCAUGGCGUACUUCAACCACUCGGUCCUGGAGUUCAAAGCCAUCUUUUGCAAGGACAUGACGCCCUUCCAGGCUCUUUUCAUCCUGAGCAGCACCCUGGUGGUCCUGCUGACUGGGAGCGCCCUGCUGGUGCGCUUCCACGGCUGGAGAUUCCGGUUUUAUUGGAACAUUCUCAUCAAUCGCGUACUGGGAUUCAGCGACGCCGGGGUGGAAGAAGGCCGACAAUUUGAAUACGACGCCUACGUGGUCCAUGCCGAGGAGGACAGCGGCUGGGUGGACCGAGUCGUCAAGUCUCUGGAAAGUGAGGGAUGUAGAUUUUGUCUGGACUAUCGGGAUUCGGUUCCAGGUAUGUCCCAGCUGGAGUCCAUCGUGGACAAUAUGAGAAAUUCACGGAAAAUCCUGUUUGUCGUCACCGAGAAACUUCUCUGUGACCCCUGGUGCAGCAGGUUCAAGGCCCAUCAUGCCCUGCACCAGGUCAUCGAAGCCAGCAGAGAUUCCGUGAUCCUGGUCUUCCUGCAGGACGUGCAUGACUACAAGCUGUCCCGAUCGCUCUUCCUCCGCAGGGGAAUGUUGCGUCCACGCUGCGUCCUCCACUGGCCCGUGCAGAGGGAACGGGUGGCUGCCUUUCGCCAGAAGUUGCAGAUCGCCCUCGGACUCACCAACCGGUUUCACAGUUGAGUCUUGAGUGCCGAAGGGCUGCACGGUGUUCUAGUGGUUAGCGUGUUGGCCACACAGUCAGGGGAUCUAGGAGACCUCUGUGGGGUUUCCGUUUGGGUAUCUCUUUGUGGAGUUUGCAUGUUCUUCCCAUGCAUGCGUGGGUUUCCUCCAAGGAUUCCGGUUUCCUCCCCCACUCCAAAAACAUGCUAGCUUCAUUGGCCACUCCAAAUUUUCCAUAGGUAUGAAUAUGGGUGGGAAUGCUUGGGAAUGUUUGCCCAAAAAGUCAACAUGGCUAGGCUCCGGCAUAGGACCCGAGGAGAGUGGACCUUCCCAACCUUUGAAAAGUUUAGGCUAAGGUUUUUACAGAAUACAAUGAGGACCAUUUUUCAGUUUUUUGUGUUAGCUUCCCAAUUAGCAUCAUGAAGUCAUCAUACUGCUUCCACACAAGACGGAUCAAGGAAAAAUCCAAGUCAGUCUUGCGUGGACCUCGGAUUGUGUCCCCCAGGAGUGAAUGAAUGUGUGACACUGUCAUUUCUUUACUUGUACUUACAUAUACUUAUAUGUAAGAUGUCAGUCAUUUUCUAUGUGAGAUGCACAGAUGGACAGCUUCAUGCUGGCCAGUCACAGUGACAUCUAGUGGCCAUGCGGUCUUACUACGUCCGCUAUUGUCAUUUCAAUAGUAAAAUAAAGAUGGUAUUAUUGGUAUUAUAUUGGUAUUAUUGAGUGUAAAACUAUUCCUGUUCAUUGUGUAAUACAAAUAUUCCAAAAUGUUUGUUACUUAUGUAAGUAAUACAUUAAACUGUAAGUAAUGCUUACAAAGAAUGUUUUUAAUAUACUAAAUAUUUGUUCCUCAAUAUCUCAUUAACCAUUCUACAUUGUUUUUAAAUUCAUUAUAU
This is a messenger RNA of Doryrhamphus excisus (bluestripe pipefish), 3983 nucleotides long. RefSeq names its product toll-like receptor 3 (gene tlr3). Lineage: Eukaryota; Metazoa; Chordata; Actinopteri; Syngnathiformes; Syngnathidae. Gene Ontology annotation, cellular component: plasma membrane. Gene Ontology annotation, biological process: toll-like receptor signaling pathway; inflammatory response. Gene Ontology annotation, molecular function: protein binding; signaling receptor activity. The record is from RefSeq and is a predicted model, not a curated record.